Molecule: messenger RNA, 204 nt
Organism: Rattus rattus (black rat)
Lineage: Eukaryota; Metazoa; Chordata; Mammalia; Rodentia; Muridae
Product: small integral membrane protein 30-like
Exons: 1
Coding region: 1-204 (67 amino acids)
Source: RefSeq, a predicted model, not a curated record
AUGAAUUCAUUUUUAACACAGUUGAUCUUAGUCCUUUCUUCGCUGCUUUUGAUCCUGUCUGGCGUUGAAGCAGUCGAAGCUGGAGAUGUGACUGCACUCUUAUUAGGUGUGGUUCUCAGUGUUACAGGCAUCUGUGCUUGCUUGGAGACAUAUGCAAGAAAGCAAAAUGGACAGAUAGGACUUCGAAGGACUCUUCUGAAUUAG